GUCUACUCUAAUUUUCAUCCAGAUCGGAUAUCUUUUUGCGAUAGUGAAACCAUCUAAACUGAGCUGUAUGCAUCUAUUUUAUGACUGGAAUAAAUGCACAGGUCUAUCCCGUACGUCUCCGCAUUUUCAUCUUUGAUGUUAUGCUGAUCACGAGGCCUGAUCGUUAAGCUCCAAUAAUGAUACUUUUUCGAACUCUUCUGCGGCUUAUCCAUGAUAAAAGAGUCCAACCCUGCAGACAAGAAAUAUCUUACGCGUCUUCAAGGAGCUCAGGGUAGUUGAGCCUGGGGAUAGGGAUUUGCUUUUUCACCGUAAGAUGUUACCUCUCUAUCAAAUAAAAUAAAGGAGGCAAAAAGAAGAAGAAGGAGGAGGAGGAUCUUUCCCGUGGGAUUUUAUCCCCGCGAAGCGUUGGGUAUCGCAUGUAUGUGACCCCCUAAUUUUGACUGCGUGGUAGAUAUCAUUCCUGGGGCUUGGUGGGAACAUCGUGUGGAUGAGAACCAGUCGGGUUCCAUCUGAAAAUAAACUAUAUUCUGCAAAGGUGCUAGGUCUCAUGCGGAGGAAGAGUGUCGGUGCUGUACAAACAAAUAGUGGUUCUUUGUAUAGGUGUACCUGUUUCCAUAUCGGCUGUGCGUUUUUCGUUUGAGUCUUGAUGAUAAAGACUCUAUCAUGAAACGAAAACUGUCGAAAAAAAAUACCACAUAUUUAAGAAUAUGGACAGAAUUUGAGUGAGAUAAUUAUAGCAACAAUUGUUGAAAAGUGCAACUACUGUUGUGUGAUGAUUAGUAUUGUUGUUAUUAUUAUUGUCUUUCUUUUACAUACAUUUUAUUUGUAAAGACCACAAAUAGUCUUUGGUGUUACUAGUUUUAAAUAUCAACUAUUAUUUAGAAAAACUUCAUUUGUAAAAAAAAAAAAGAAGGCGUGUUUGCCAAAUAAAUAGUAGACGUGCAAAGGAGUACCGGUUUCUUGAUUCCCCUCCUUCGCGCUCAGAAAGCAUGCCCAAAUCAUCGGAUAUUAACUAUAAUGCGGACAUGCCGAAGAAUAUGAUCACCGAUGCCCGUGUCCUCCUGAUAGAAGCUUUUGAGACCUAUUCCGUAGAGAACGCCGUAGCGACGCACAUCAAACGUGAAUUUGCGAAGAGGUACAAAGGCGUUUGGCAUUGUAUUGUUGGAAAGAACUUUGGAUCCUACGUCACGCAUGAGGUGAAAGGCUAUAUUUACAUGACCUGGGGGCCCAUGUCUGUUCUUUUGUGGAAAUCCGUGACGUAACGAUCUCCUUAGCCGCCCUCCUGAACUACGGAUUGCGAUCCAACCAGCCGGUAAAUCCUUGACUUACCCUUUAAGCAGAACUUAUAAAAUAAGGUCUAUUCAAAUCAUGUUUUAUCCCCCUAAGUGUGCGAUGUUUUGUGUUCCCGUUUACAGAACUCAGACACUAUCGAUAGUGAUGUAUAAUAUAACUUUUGACUAAAGGGCUAAAAACGCUCCUUUUGCGGCAUAUUAAAAUGCGCUGUAUCUGUGAAACUCCAUGCGAUA
Messenger RNA from Phytomonas sp. Hart1, 1526 nucleotides. Lineage: Eukaryota; Euglenozoa; Kinetoplastea; Trypanosomatida; Trypanosomatidae. The record is from the annotation of a GenBank genome assembly.